CAGUUGUUGGCAGAAUAGCUAGAACUUGGGAGACACAUAAAUGAAUGCUCUUCUUGUUCACUUCAACUUCAAGAGGAACUGAAGGCAGAGUCAUAACUUUCUGGGUUCCUUAGCGAUCUUGUUUCAUUGGGAAACAUGAUUGUCUCUGCUCUGUUAACUUCACUUGGGAUCAACACUGCGCUCUGUGUGUUGUUCUUCAUUCUGUAUUCCAUAUUGAGGAAACAACCCAGCAAUUAUGAAGUUUAUGUGCCGCGCCUUCUGGCCAAAGGAACUUCUAGGAGGCAAAGCCAUUUCAACAUGGAAAGACUAAUACCUUCUCCAGGUUGGGUUGGAAAAGCUUGGAGGCUCUCUGAAGAGGAACUGUUAUCUUUAUCAGGCUUAGACGGUGUUGUGUUUAUGUGCAUUAUAACAUUCAGCUUGAAAAUUUUUACCUUUGCUGGGAUUAUUGGGAUCCUUGUCAUUCUUCCAGUAAAUUGUUGGGGAAGUAACCAACAAGAUUUCGACAUCACCAACUUCGCCAAUAACUCCUUGGAUGUGUUCACCAUAUCAAAUGUAGACAAUGGCUCUAACUGGUUGUGGGUCCACUUCUCUGCUAUAUAUCUUGUCACUGGAUUCAUUUGCUUGCUACUGUUUUAUGAAUAUAGAUACAUAUCUUCAAGAAGAAUUUCUUUUUUUUAUUCAUCCAAACCUCAGCCUCAUCAGUUUACCAUUUUGGCCCGCAGCACUCCUACUUACCCCGGUUGCAGCAUCAGUGAUAGUGUUGAGAACUUCUUUAAAGACCUUUAUCCUUCUAUAUACCUGUCACAUGUGGUUGUUCACCGCACAAGUAAAAUCCGGACACUCUUGAAUGAAUCCAAACAAUUAUAUAAAAGGAUUACUCGGUUACAGUCGGAUUCGGAUCCCACUCUGCCACAGCAUAAUUGUUGUGGCAUUUUUGGACUUUGUGGACGGAAAAGUAAUCUCCGAGAGCGUUACGAAAAGAAGUUAGAGGACAUCGAGGAGAAUGUAAGGUUGAAGCAGUCAAAGGUUUUAUUGGCAGGAGAAGAAGCUCGAGCUGCCUUUGUGUUCUUCAAAACUCGUUUUGGAGCUGCAACUGCUUCCAGUUUGCAGCAGUCCAUCAAUCCCACCCUGUGGAAUACUGAACUAGCUCCAGAACCUCAUGAUGUUUACUGGCCUUUCUUUUCCGAGUCGUUCAUGCAAAGAUGGAUUUCUAAACUGGUCGUUGUAGCUGCAAGUAUUCUUUUCACCAUUUUAUUCCUUAUACCUGUUGUGUUUGUGCAAGGGCUUACCAACCUUAGUCAACUGGAAGUUUUAUUUCCCUUCUUGACUACUAUUCUGACAAUAAAAUUUGUGAGUCAAGUGAUUACUGGAUACCUUCCCAGCCUUAUUCUCCAGUUGUUUCUGAAAUUAGUGCCACCUGUUAUGGAGUUCCUUUCCUCCAUUCAAGGACACAUCUCGCAUAGUUCUAUCGAAUUGAGUGCAACUAAGAAAGUUCUGUGGUUCACAAUAUGGAAUGUGAUUUUUGCAACUGUGUUUUCGGGGUCAGUUCUAUCUAUGCUGUCUAUUUUGCUUGAUCCCAAGGGCAUUCCUUCAAAGCUGGCUGCUGCAGUUCCUGCGCAGGCAUCAUUUUUCAUUGCUUAUGUUGUCACAACAGGAUGGACAAGUGUGUCAUCAGAACUAUUCCGUAUAAUCCCUCUGAUUUUCAGUUUAAUAAGAAGGCCUUUCACAAGUCCGAGUGAUGAAUUCGAAGAAGUCCCAUCUAUUCCAUACCACAGGGAUGUUCCAAGGAUCCUUUUCUUUGGACUUCUUGGCAUUAUCUAUUUCUUUCUGGCUCCACUGAUUUUACCAUUCCUAUUGGCCUAUCUGUGCCUGGCAUACAUCGUGUUCCGCAACCAGUUUAUGAAUGUAUAUGCACCAAAGUAUGAAACUGCUGGGAAAUGUUGGCCGAUCGUGCACAAUUCAAUGAUAUUUUCGAUGGUACUCAUGCACAUCAUUGCAGUGGGAAUCUUUGCACUGAAAAGACUUCCCCUAGCGUCCAUUAGUCUCCAAAAUUUUUUACAUGAUGUGAACUCUAAUAGUGGUGAUUUUUGCCAUGAAUCUAAGACUCGGUUUGGUUCUUUGUCAGAGUUGAAGAGCCUAAUAUUGACGAGUUUGGGUGAUAAUGGAACAAAGGAAGUUGGAAGAGUUGGAUAUAUGUUGUUAGCACCGAUGGGGAGUAGAGUAUUUCGGUUUCAUGUUUUUUGGUUGGAUGGCAAUGUGCAUGUGAGAUUGAUGUUUGAUGUCCAUGGAAGAAUCAUGGCCCAACAAGUGAUGGAGCUUUUUGCGGAGAUUGGUGACGUAGGUGGUGAUAGUUCUGGACACUCGAAUUUUGUCUAA
Arachis duranensis is the source of this 2376-nucleotide messenger RNA. Its product is annotated as CSC1-like protein At1g69450. Gene Ontology annotation, molecular function: calcium-activated cation channel activity. Lineage: Eukaryota; Viridiplantae; Streptophyta; Magnoliopsida; Fabales; Fabaceae. Gene Ontology annotation, cellular component: plasma membrane. The coding region runs from base 136 to 2376 and encodes 746 amino acids. The transcript is spliced from 12 exons. The record is from RefSeq and is a predicted model, not a curated record.